AUGGGGUCCUUGCGCUUGCCUCCCACGGUGCUGACACUGCAGCUGUUCAUGAGACAGCAGCAAGUUCUCCUCCUCUACAGAAAGAUUCUGCGAGUCAUAAGGCAAGUUCCAAGCGAUUCCGACCGGAAGUACCUCCAGGACUGGGCAAGGGAAGAAUUCAAAAGCAACAAAAGUGCCACGGAAGAGGAUACAAUACGAAUGAUGAUUACUCAAGGCAAUAUGCAACUAAAGGAAUUAGAAAGGACACUUGCGUUAGCAAAAUCUUAA
Mesocricetus auratus (golden hamster) is the source of this 267-nucleotide messenger RNA. RefSeq names its product LYR motif-containing protein 2-like. The coding region runs from base 1 to 267 and encodes 88 amino acids. Gene Ontology annotation, cellular component: mitochondrion. The transcript has a single exon. NCBI's taxonomy places the organism in Eukaryota, Metazoa, Chordata, Mammalia, Rodentia, Cricetidae. The record is from RefSeq and is a predicted model, not a curated record.